This is a messenger RNA of Uranotaenia lowii, 850 nucleotides long. It is a transcript of the gene Cox11, whose product is annotated as cytochrome c oxidase assembly protein COX11, mitochondrial. Bases 115 to 828 code for a protein of 237 amino acids. The transcript has 3 exons. Gene Ontology annotation, cellular component: mitochondrial inner membrane. Lineage: Eukaryota; Metazoa; Arthropoda; Insecta; Diptera; Culicidae. The record is from RefSeq and is a predicted model, not a curated record. Gene Ontology annotation, molecular function: copper ion binding.
AUUGGGAUGUCAACAAAAACUUCAUUCUGUGGCGCAACUGCCAGUAAAAUGUUUCAUUUAGAAUAAAAUUGUGUAAAUAUCAAAAAAAAAUAAAUUGUUUGACUACAACUAACCAUGCUCAUCGGAGCUCUGCAUCGACUGGUGAAUAGAGCACCUAGUGUAAGUAGUUUCCUUCGAAUAAACUCGCAACGGGUCCCUACGUUCCGGUUUGUAUCCGGCAGACCGGAUCCAGAUGCCGCCCGGAAGCACAAAAUUCGAACCACCAUCUACUAUGCGGCGGCAGCCUGCGUGAUGACCGUGGGCAUGAGUUAUGCAGCCGUCCCGUUGUAUCGGAUGUUCUGCCAGGCGUACAGCUAUGGCGGGACAACCGGUGCGAACCAUGAUGGCGAAAAGGUUGAAUCCAUGAAAAAGAUAAAAGACCGGGUCAUCAAGAUUCGAUUUAACGCUGAUAUCGGUGCCUCGAUGAGGUGGAACUUCAAACCUCAGCAGCCGGAAAUAAAGGUCGUUCCUGGUGAGACGGCAUUGGCAUUCUAUACGGCAAAAAAUCCGACGAACCACCCAGUCAUAGGCAUAAGUACCUACAAUGUGAUUCCGUUUGAAGCUGGAGCGUACUUCAACAAGAUUCAAUGUUUCUGCUUUGAGGAACAGCAACUUAAUCCCCACGAAGAGGUUGACAUGCCAGUGUUCUUCUACAUCGAUCCGGAGUUCGUCGAUGAUCCUCGGAUGGAGCUGGUUGAUUCGAUUACCCUAUCGUACACAUUCUUCGAAGCCAAGGAGGGUGUCAAUUUCCAGAUGCCUAUAUAUGCGACGAAGCACGGUGCGAAAUAAACGGUAUUGUUAAGUUUUAUCA